UGUAGGAUGUUGGUAUUCUACUUUGCAAGAAGAAACCAAUACAUAAAACAAAAAUUGUGAUAGGGGUAAAUUUUAAAUAAUCGUACAUGAACAAUCAAAACUGUCUAACAAAUUUUGUAAUCAAACAUUUUACAAAGAUUCUAAGGAAAACCUAGAAAACCCAAUUAAAAUUUGUUGUAAUUACAAUCACACACAACAAUUAUAAAUCUUGUUUUUCAUUCUUUGAAGUGGUUGUUUUUAAGUUGAGAUCAUUUCAAACCUCAUUUUGAUUAAAAUAUAAUGCAACAUCCAUUUACAAUUAGCAUGCAUCACAUGAACAAAUGAUUCUGUUGCCAAUGACGACUUUUUGUACUUACAAUUGUGCACCCAUGAGUCAAUUUUUUGCAAGCAUAUUCAAAAGUUACAUUAAGACAAGAAAAACAAAAACACUAAUUUGGAGCAUAUAAAAUUUCAACAAAAGAAACCUAAUCUUUUUUUUUCGAUUCAUUUCGAACUUUGGAAAAUGCACUAAUUGAAAGAAAAUAAAUAAAUAAACAAUAGAAUUAUAUUCCUUUGUAUGUAAAAAGUAGUUGAAUCUUUCUUUUCUUUGCUCUUUAGAAAAAUUUGAUAAAAAUGGCUUUAGCUUCUCUUAUACCACAUCAUGUUUUUGGAGUGCGGUCUACGUUGAAAAAUUCAUUGUUUUUUGUGGAUGAGACUACGGUGGCCUAUCCAGCAGGCCACAAUUUGGUAUUUUGGAACCUUGACACGAGAACACAAAAGAUAAUAUCUGGGUCUCCGGAGAUGGAGGGCAUAUCGGCAAUUGCCUUGAGCCCCAAUAAGAAACAAAUUGCCAUUGCAGAGCGAGUGUAUGCAUCUGAGCGGAUGAUUCGCGUCGCAAGUCCAACCACGCAAGACCCUAAACCUACACCUCCACCUCCACCAGAACAAAGAUAUCCCAUGAUAAGCAUAUAUGAUACUGUGAGCUUGAGGAAGAAGAAGGUUCUAAGCAGCACAGACAUUGGUUCAAAAGAAUAUGUAUCCAUAACUUAUACAUCUGACACAAGGAUGAUUGCUGCUCAAGGUGGAGGACCAGAAUGGAAUCUUGUGACAUGGAGCAUUGACAAACAAAAGAUAAUUGCAUCUGUUAAAGUUUCACCACAUGGGGCUGAAGCUCACCAAGUUCUAUGUUGUCCUCAAAAUCCGGCUUUGAUUACAAGUAUUGGAGUUGGAUUUGCGCGAACUUUCAAAGCAACAGAAACACAAAUACGACCAGUUUCUACAGGAGUGAGUAAGAAAGAUGGUGCAACAUUUGUAUGUCAUGUGUGGCUUGAAGAGAAAAAAAGUGGUGAUGAAGACAAUGAAGCCUUGGAACGAGAGAGCAUUGAACAACAAAAAGAUGGCACUUGUAUCUAUGCAAUUGAUUCGGGAGAGAUUUUAUUAGUUGAUGGGGGUGAGAUUGUGAAUACCAUUGGCACAAGUGUGGAUGCACUUGGAAUAGUAGAGGCUAUUGUUCAAUAUUCCAAAGGAUUCAUUUGUGGUGAAAGGAUGGGAGUUGUUAGCUUAUAUGAGAAAGCAGAAUCUGGAGAAUUUCAUUAUAAAAAGACUAAUCAAAUAAAAAUGGAAAAUGAGGGGGUGAAAGUUUCUAGUUUGGCAAUGUCUCCUAAUGAAGAUUGGUUGGUGUGUAUAAUGGAAAAUGGUCAAUUGAUUUCAUUUCCAUUUCAAAAUUUGGAUAUGGUAAAACCCAAUGAAGUUCCAAAAGACAUAAUUGUUCAAGCAUUUCACACAAGUACAAUAACAGGAAUGGAUAUGUGCACAAGAAAACCCCUGAUUGCAACAUCUAGUUUAGACAAGACUGUGAAAAUAUGGAACUACAUCACCAAAACACUUGAACUAGUUGGAGUUUAUCCUGAAGAUGCACUUUCAAUAGCAAUGCAUCCUAAUGGUCUUCAUGUACUUGUGGGUUUUGCGGACAAACUCCGGUUUAUGAAUCUACUAAUGGAUGAUUUAAAAACAAUAAAAGAGUUCAACGUGAAGGGUUGUAAUGAAUGUUGUUUUAGCACUGGUGGUCAAUAUUUUGCUGCGGUGCAUAGUAAUGCUGUACAUGUCUUUGAGACAUACACAUGUAAUAAUAUUGGAAAUUUACGUGCUCAUAGUGGAAAAGUUCGAAGCUUGGCUUGGUCUUUUGAUGAUUGUUUUCUAUUGACCGCGGGGGUUGAUGGAGCCAUAUAUGAAUGGGAGUUAAAAACAUUGAAAAGGGUGCGUGAAAAUGUGAUAAAAGGAUGCCAGUAUUCAGGAGUGGUAUCUGUUCGAGACUCCAAAACAUUUUUUGCUGUGGGCUCUGAUAGAAAAUUGAAAGAACUUGAUGAUGCCCUUCUUGUUCGGAGUUACACAAGUGCAGUAGCAUUGACUCAAAUUAAACUUCCUUUCGCAAGUCGUCUGUUAUUUGCUGGAACAGAUGUUGGCAGCGUACGUGCCUAUAAAUUUCCAUUAUCUGGUGAUUACUAUGAAGUAAGGGCAUUGACGGGUGCCAUCACACGUCUAUCAGUGAGUGUGGACGGCAAUAUACUUGCGUGUGCAGGUGAGGAUGGUAGCAUUGUGUUAUUUGAUAUCCACAACAAAGAAAGAAGUGUUGUUUCUAGUGCAAGAAAAGAUAAAGAUGCUCUUGGUUGGGCUAAAGAAGUGUUGAUUUAUAAAGCGGACAUGGAAGAAAUGCAUCAAACUUGUCAAGAUUUGGAGUCAAAAGUUGUGCAAAUUUCAACUUAUUGUGAUUAUCAACUCAAGAUAAAAGACCAAGAUUUUAAUGACUGGAUUAAAGAGUCAAAUGAACAACAUCAACAUGAAUUAGAAGCCAGUCGAAUUAAAUUACAAACAAUGUUGCAACAAAAGGCAGAAGAUGAACUUGAACAAGAAAAAAAACUGCUACUAAUUGAAGAGCAACAUGCACAAGUAUUGCAAGAUGUGGAGGCUCAGUUUCAUAAAAGAAUGUUGGCAGAAGUAGAAAGAUAUCAGGCACUGGAACAAGAAAAAAUACUCUCCGAUGCAAAAUGGCAAGAUGAAAUAACAGUUGCAUAUCGUACAAAUGAAAAAGCAAUGCAGGAUCUCAUUGAAGCUUAUGAAGAUAAACUUGAUGGAGAAAAGGAAGCAUAUCAACAAUUAAAAAAAGAUAAAGAACAAUCUUACCUUGAUUUUGCAGAAGUACGCAGACAACAUGAAUUUGACCAAGACCAAGAAUUAGAAGAAAUUAAAGCUAGCUUUGAAGUAAAACUUUCUGCAGAAAAAGAUACACUGUUGCGUAUUAAAGGAGAAAAUGGUAUUCUGAACAAAAAAAUGAGUGAAUUUUCAAAGGAUAUUGAAAUACAACGCGAGGAACUAAAACUUUUGUUUCAUCAAAAAAAAGAGCUAUACAAAAUAAUUGGGAUAUUUGAGCGUGAUAUGAUAGCAUUAAGAAAGGAUAUUGAAGAAAGAAACGAAACAAUCACUGAAAAAGAAAGAAGGAUUUAUGACUUAAAACGAAAAAAUCAAGAACUUGAGAAAUUUAAAUUUGUAUUAGAUUACAAAAUAAAAGACUUGAAACAACAAAUUGGACCUCGUGAAGUAGAACUUCAAGACACAAGAGACAUUAUACAAAAGAUGGAAAAAGAAUUACAAAGAACCCAUAAAUCCUUGGAAGCACGUGGAUUUCAAUUGGCAGAGAUGAAGUUGCUUGUGGAAGGAGCUAAGAAAGAUCAAAAUAUUAUGCGUCAAAAGAUUGCUGAUGAUGGGGCCAUGUUGACAAGUUUCCAAAGCGAUUUCUGCCGACUUACUGAAACUGCUGAUAAUGCACGAGAGGCUAAGGAAAUGAUAAAAAGGAUGUAUGAGAAAUAUAUCCAGAAUAAAUUUACACCGAAGGAGCUUGAUAAUAAUAUAUUGAAUGAGUAUGCCCGCCAACGCAUGUUUCUAGAAAGAAAGGUGGAUAAUCUUUCAAAGAAGCUAUUUCAACAAAAGGAAAUAUACAAAGAACAACAUGCCCAAAUAUUAGAACAAAACAAUGUUUUAAUCAAAGCAUAUCAUGAAUUACAAGAAAGAACCAAAGGAAAACAUUUUGAUAAAUCACAAGAUGAUUUGACCUCCAAAUCCAAUUCACUAACCCAAAUUCUAACACAAGAAAUUCCAAGCAUGAAAAACAGUGAUAUUGAAAAGUUACAAGAUUAUGUUAAAAAUCUUGAACAAACCAUUGAUGCUCAAGCUAAAAGAAUACAAAGUCUUGAAGAUAUGUUAGACAAAUCAGAAAAAAUUGAACCAAGGCCUCAAUCGAAGCAAAAAUUGCCAUCCUUAGAUCUGUAGUGAAUUACUGUUGAUAACAGCAAUAGUAAAAUUUUCAUGCGUUUAUUUCCAUAUGUUUUAUAUUUUGAAAAAAUAGUAUUUUUUUGUAUUUUUUAUUAAGUAGGCAUGACUAUAUAUAUAUAUAUAUAUACAAGAGAAGUCUUAGCUGUUGGAUAAUAGUAUCUUCAUUCAAUUUUAAGUCUUAGAGCAUAGUUUAGAUCAAUUUUUUUCUGAAAGUUUCUCAUAAAUUUAAUUACUAAAAGAUUCUCAUGUAUUGGUAUAUACUUCUAACAUAGGAAAAUACUUAAUUUUUUUAAAAUUU
Messenger RNA from Physcomitrium patens, 4603 nucleotides. RefSeq lists its product as uncharacterized. NCBI's taxonomy places the organism in Eukaryota, Viridiplantae, Streptophyta, Bryopsida, Funariales, Funariaceae. The record is from RefSeq and is a predicted model, not a curated record. Gene Ontology annotation, molecular function: protein binding.